AUGCAUGAUGUGCGCUUACACUACAAGCCGCACAUCACCGACCCCGCGAUCGCCAACACGCUCCGCCCACCGGACCACCAGCGUCAACCGGCCGCCACUUCCAAGAUGGAACCUAUUUCGUUUGCCGCAUCGGUAGCAUGCUUAUUGCAAGUCGGAGCCAAGGCCAUCAGCUUUCUUUCCACCGCGAUCGACGCCCUCAGCACUACCCGCAACGUUCUCGCAGAAGCCCAAGCGCUACACGGGAUAUUUCGCCAGUUGGACGACUUCAUCGUCAAUUUCCCCCAGCAGAGCAAGGCUCGCAAAUCCAGGAUUCAGAUCGAAGACCUGGUUGUCAUUCUGACGGGCUGCGUGUGUACCUUCUCAGAGCUGGAUAGGGAGCUGGAAGGCGUCAAGACGGACUACGCCUACAGCACCAAGUAUCAGUUUAGGCCCUGGGACAACGUCAAGUGGGCAGCCAAAGACCAGGAUAUCGCCAGGAUACUACGGAACCUACAGAUGCAUAAGACUUCGCUGAAUCUAUUGCUGAUUCUGGGAGAGACUCAGGUGUAUAGGAAAACGGCCAGGAACUCUUCAACAAACUCCUUCACGACUAUCCCCACGACGGAAUCCAAAUUGUCUCAGCUCACCGGUCUGAGCUUAGCCCAGAUAUCGAAUAUAUCCGUCAUCUAUCUGCGCAUCUACAGUCUCGAGCUGAAUAACGGCCCAAUGUAUGAGCAGCGGAAAUCCAGCGAUAACGUGGCGCCACUGCUCACUCACAAGGGAAACAACGUCAUGGUCAAUACGCUUGUCAAAACACUAGGCAUCGAUAUGGAGUCCCGAAACGACGCAGGAUAUACGGCGUUGCACUGCGCAGUAAUCUUCAAGCAGAGAGAUACUGUGCAACUACUGCUCGACGGCAGUGCAGACAUCGAGGCCAAGAGCAGUACCGGCCGUAGGCCGCUUCACCAGGCGGCCGAGAACGGGAACACAGAUACACUGCAGCUACUGCUCGACCGCGGCGCAGACAUCGAGGCCAAGGAUGACAUCGGUUGGACGCCGCGCCACCGGGCGGCCAGGUAUGCGCACUCGGAUACACUGCAACUGAUGCUCGGCCGCGGUACACACAUCAAGGCCAAGUGCAGUACCGGUUAUACGCCGCUUCACUGGGCGGCCGAGAACGGGCACACAGAUACAGUGCAACUACUGCUCGACCUCGGUGCAGACAUCGAGGCCAAAGAUCGAUACGGUAGGACGGCGCGACGGCUGGCGGCGCAGAGAGGAUACGGGUACGAGCAUAUUGCACAGCUGCUCCUUGAUCGAGAGGCCGCAGACGCUGGCGAGCGCAAUAAACCCAACUCCCAGGCUUAAUUCAUGUUUCCAGCACAACAAAACCCCGCGUGGCCCAGUGCCACGCAAUCGGCGAGGCGAGUUGAGGGAAAAUUCCAGGUUCAACCCGGGUGAAAGUCCUUCUUGUUUAGCUGUUGCGGUUUCCAAGCUACCACCGGGGGUGGUGAUGGUUUUUGUUUUUGUUGUUGGCGUGACGGAGCGAGCACAGGUUGGAUAUCACUCGGUCGUUUCACGUGACACACCUUGUGCUGCUAGCUGUGCAGGCGAGAAGGGGUGAAAACUGGUCUACAUAAUGAAUAAUUUCAUUCGUUCAUAUUUCUGUCGUUCUGUCUUUCGUUCUGUCGGGCUGAGUUGGGAGCGGGAA
Molecule: messenger RNA, 1690 nt
Organism: Tricharina praecox
Lineage: Eukaryota; Fungi; Ascomycota; Pezizomycetes; Pezizales; Pyronemataceae
Product: ankyrin repeat-containing domain protein
Exons: 3
Coding region: 1-1347 (448 amino acids)
Biological process (GO): positive regulation of transcription by RNA polymerase II
Cellular component (GO): nucleus
Molecular function (GO): protein binding; transcription cis-regulatory region binding
Source: RefSeq, a predicted model, not a curated record